AUGGAUCAAUUCACCCCUAACACAAAAAGAUUUCCACAGGUGAAGGAAUGGAUCUUCAGAGUGACUGGCUUCCUUUGCAGCCUCUUGUCAUUGGGGUUUGGAAUAAUCCUCCAAAGCAGCAGAUACUGGCGCCUCUGGGAAUUUGACAACAAGGUUGUUCAGCUUGUGUACAUCGGGCUCUGUGGAGCUUAUUACCAUCGGGAGUUUAACAUCUCUGGUUCUGUGACCAGGAUUCUGAUGUACAGCCCUGUCAACUCAACCUGGACCAUUUCAUCUGAAUUUAGAUGUGCGCAGAGCCUGAUCUUACUGGCUAUGUUUAUAAAAGCCAUGGUGGUGAUUUUUAGCUCAGCAGCUCUUAGGGUUAGCAUUAUCAGAGCCUCAGUCCCUGAGAUUCAAAUACUCUGCUACAGGUGCUGUGUCUUACUUCUGUUUCUCAGUAGCCUUUGCACAGCACUUUCUGUGACCUGGAACCAUGUAGUAGAUCUUUAUGGUGAAACAACUUUUGACUUUCCACACAACUUUCCUGUUAGGAAAGAAGACCUGAUCAAAAAACACUACACUCAUGUGUUCCCCAUAGGGGUCCUGACAGCCACCCUGUCACUCUUUGCAAUGAUUAUGUUCUUCUUUGAGAUCAGAUCAUUGAAAUUACAGAGUAACCUGAAUGCCCAGGGUACUUCCAAGCAGGCCAAUCAAAAUGCCUGA
Messenger RNA from Onychomys torridus (southern grasshopper mouse), 702 nucleotides. RefSeq lists its product as uncharacterized. The record is from RefSeq and is a predicted model, not a curated record. NCBI's taxonomy places the organism in Eukaryota, Metazoa, Chordata, Mammalia, Rodentia, Cricetidae. The transcript is spliced from 2 exons. Bases 1 to 702 code for a protein of 233 amino acids.